This is a messenger RNA of Fragaria vesca subsp. vesca, 2028 nucleotides long. Its product is annotated as scarecrow-like transcription factor PAT1-like. Gene Ontology annotation, biological process: regulation of DNA-templated transcription. The record is from RefSeq and is a predicted model, not a curated record. Gene Ontology annotation, cellular component: nucleus. The coding region runs from base 278 to 1852 and encodes 524 amino acids. NCBI's taxonomy places the organism in Eukaryota, Viridiplantae, Streptophyta, Magnoliopsida, Rosales, Rosaceae. The transcript has 2 exons. Gene Ontology annotation, molecular function: DNA-binding transcription factor activity; sequence-specific DNA binding.
AGACCCGGAUAUUUUGUCUGCUACGAAACAAAGUUUCAUUACCAACAAAGUUUGGAUCUUCAUUUGAACUCUGAAUCCAAAGAAGUCUAUGAAAGCUGCACCCAUCUGGGUUUGUUCAGAACUCACUUCAAAAACUUGUUACCUCACAUUUUAAGGUUGUGCACUAGGAUAGGAAUAUGAUGGAGCUACAAUAAGGUUUGUUUUGUAUGACAGAUCGUACUCAGUUAGGUUUAACAACUUUCAUGUUAGAGGGUUGAGAAAUUGUCUACUAUUUAAAAUGAGAGCAACAGAGAGACAUGGAAGUGUUUCUCACAAAUUUGUUGAACAGCCAGUUGAAGCGCCAGAGUCCUAUGGUUUCCCUUCAAUCCACAAUGUCGCCAUUCAAGGAGAACAUCUGUCACCUCAUAACUUUGAGCAGUAUGAAUCAUCCUCAGCAACCAGUAAAUACCAUGUUCCAAGUUCUCCAUCUAGUUUAAGUUUCUCAGCAAAUGGGAGUCCGACAUCACAGCCAGAUUUGCAGUCUUACCAAUCUAGUGGCUCUCCACUUAACCAGUCUUGCUUAACAAACGAUGUUGGUGGCCUGAGCCACAAGAUAAGGGAAUUGGAAAGUCUUUUGCUUGGAAAUGAAUCGGAUGUCCUUGACAUAUAUGGCAUCACAAGUCAGGUUAAGCAUAACCAAGAUUUGUCAGGAGAGCAGAACUGGAAACAAAUGAUGGAGAUGAUCUCCAGAGGUGACUUGAAACAGGUGCUCUGUGCUUGUGCUGAAGCAUUGGCAGAAAAUGAUAUGUCAACAACUGAAUGGUUGAUGUCAAAUUUACGUCAGAUGGUAUCAGUUUCAGGUGAGCCAGUCCAACGUUUAGGAGCUUACAUGUUGGAAGGCCUUGUUGCAAGGUUGGCCUCUACAGGAAGUUGCAUCUAUGCAUCCUUAAGAUGCAAAGAGCCUGCCAGUGCCGAACUCCUAUCAUACAUGCACAUACUAUAUGAAAUCUGCCCUUACUUCAAGUUUGGGUACAUGUCAGCCAAUGGGGCGAUUGCAGAAGCCAUGAAGGAUGAAAGUAGAGUUCAUAUAAUUGAUUUUCAGAUUGCUCAAGGCAGCCAGUGGAUCACCUUGAUCCAGGCCUUAGCUAGUCGGCCUGGAGGGCCCCCACAUAUUAGACUCACGGGCAUAGAUGAUUCUACAUCAGCUUAUGCACGGGGAGGGGGACUUGAUCUUGUGGGAAAGAGGUUGUCAAGGCUUGCAGAGUCAUAUAAGGUACCGUUUGAGUUCCAUGGUGCUGGAAUCUCUGCUUCUGAGGUUCAGCUUGAGGACCUUGCAGUUCAAACAGGUGAGGCACUUGCAGUUAAUUUUGCCUUCACGCUGCACCACAUGCCAGAUGAGAGUGUGAGCAUCGAAAAUCAUAGGGACCGGCUGUUGAGGGUGGUUAAGAGCUUGUCUCCCAUGGUGGUGACUCUUGUUGAGCAAGAAUCAAACACCAACACAGCUCCUUUCUGUCCCCGAUUUGCUGAGGCAUUUAGCUACUAUGGGGCUAUUUUUGAUUCAAUCGAUGCAGCUUUGCCAAGGGAACACAAAGAGCGGAUCAAUGUUGAGCAGCACUGUCUGGCACGAGAAAUUGUCAACAUUAUAGCUUGUGAAGGGGUCGAAAGAGUAGAACGUACCGAACUUCUCAGUAAGUGGAGGUCACGAUUUAUGAUGGCAGGGUUUUCACCUUAUCCACUUAGCUCCAUAAUAAAUGCCACAAUCAAAACCCUGCUGCAGAGCUAUUCUGAGAAGUAUACACUUGAAGAAAGAGAUGGAGCCUUAUAUCUCGGGUGGAAGAAUCAAGCUCUUGUUGCCUCCUGUGCAUGGAGGUAAAACUAGCAGUUAUUGCUUGUGUUUCUUGGUCAUGGAACCUCUCCCUUAUUAGUCAAUUUUCUGCUUCUAAUUUGAAUUUCUUCCUUUAGUCGGCGAAGAGCAUAAGAUAUGAUCUCAUUGAUAGAGUGAUAGCAGUAGUAUUGCUUCAUUAGUAAUAAAAACUCAUUUCCAUGACC